Solanum tuberosum (potato) is the source of this 2567-nucleotide messenger RNA. Its product is annotated as mitogen-activated protein kinase 19-like. The transcript has 10 exons. NCBI's taxonomy places the organism in Eukaryota, Viridiplantae, Streptophyta, Magnoliopsida, Solanales, Solanaceae. Gene Ontology annotation, biological process: protein phosphorylation. Gene Ontology annotation, molecular function: ATP binding; MAP kinase activity. Bases 465 to 2276 code for a protein of 603 amino acids. The record is from RefSeq and is a predicted model, not a curated record.
UUAAAAAGACCGAAAAGCUCACCAAUUUUCCUCUCCUUUCUUCCUCCUCUUCAAUUGGCCUCCUUGUUGCUCUCUCUCUCUCUCUCUCUCUCUUCUCCAUCUUUCAAAACCCGAAAAAGGGUUACUUCUUUCUUGACCCUUCGUUCAUUUUCUGUUAAUUUUUUGUAGGAUUUUAGGCUCAACUGAUACUAUUUUUGUGUAUAAGAAUCAUACUGGUUUCUUCACAAGUGGGGUUCGGUCUUUGUUAGUACGUUUCAAUACGGAGUUGGCGUCGGUGGGGGCAAACUCCUGCUGAUUCUCUGAUUUAUUCCAUUUGGGGUUGUUGAGAUUUGUUUUAUUUUUGGAUAUUUUUUAUCUGAUCUUCUGUUUAAGAUCAGGGGAACCUAGAGAAGAAAAGGGUAUCCUAAGAUAUCCUCUUUUUUUGAAUUUAUUCGUUGCCCAGAUUGUUUAAAGUCUUCAAAAAGAUGCAGCAAGAUCAGCACAAGAAGAGUUCCAAAGAAGUGGAGUUCUUCACUGAGUAUGGUGAUGCUAAUAGGUAUAAAAUUUUGGAAGUUGUAGGCAAGGGAAGUUAUGGAGUAGUUUGUGCUGCAAUUGACACUCAUACAGGAGAGAAAGUGGCUAUAAAGAAAAUAACUGAUAUUUUUGAGCACAUUUCUGAUGCAAUUCGAAUUCUGCGUGAAGUCAAAUUGCUUAGACUUCUAAGGCAUCCUGAUAUUGUUGAAAUUAAGCGAAUCAUCUUACCACCUUCAAGACGAGAGUUCAGAGAUAUUUAUGUUGUUUUUGAGCUUAUGGAGUCUGAUCUUCAUCAUGUUAUUAAGGCCAACGAUGACUUGACACAUGAGCACCACCGUUUUUUCCUGUAUCAGAUGCUGCGUGCAUUGAAGUUCAUGCACACAGCUAAUAUGUACCAUCGAGAUCUUAAGCCAAAAAAUAUAUUGGCAAAUGCAAAUUGUAAACUCAAAAUAUGUGAUUUUGGAUUGGCAAGGGUUGCAUUCAGUGAUGCUCCAACCACAAUAUUUUGGACGGAUUAUGUUGCUACAAGGUGGUACCGUGCACCAGAACUAUGUGGGUCUUUCUUCUCUAAGUAUACACCUGCUAUUGAUAUCUGGAGCAUCGGGUGCAUUUUUGCAGAGGUUUUGACGGGGAAACCAUUAUUUCCGGGCAAAAGUGUUGUUCACCAGUUGGAUUUGAUUACUGAUCUUCUAGGGACGCCAUCAGUUGAUAUUGUAUCUGGGGUUCGUAAUGAAAAGGCAAGGAAGUAUUUGACAGAUAUGAAGAAAAAAAGCCCAGUUCCUUUUACUGAGAAAUUUCGAAAAGCAGAUCCUUUGGCACUUCGACUGUUGCAGAGGUUGUUAGCAUUUGAUCCAAAGGAUCGCCCAACUGCUGAAGAGGCUUUGGCUGAUCCGUACUUCAAGGGACUGGCCAAGAUUGAGAGGGAACCUUCUAGUCAACCAAUCUCGAAGCUGGAGUUCGAGUUUGAGCGACGAAGGGUCACAAAGGAUGACAUCCGUGAACUAAUAUUUAGGGAGAUACUAGAGUAUCAUCCUCAACUUCUGAAGGACUACAUGGCUGGAAAUAGUGGUGCAAAUUUUCUCUAUCCUAGUGCCAUUGGUAAUUUCAGAAGGCAAUUUGCUUAUCUAGAGGAGAAUAGUGGUAAAAGUGGCCCAGUAAUACCUCCUGGUCGAAAGCACGUCUCUCUCCCGCGAUCUACUGUAAAUUCCAGUACCAUCCCCCCCAGAACACAGCAGAAUCCUAUGUUUGAUCAUAGGCAAGUAACAGAAAAGGCAACUGCUGGCGUCAGAGUCUCAGACCCGAAGGUUUUGCGACCACCACCUCGAGUACCCACAGCCAAACCUGGAAGAGUUUUAGGACCAGUUUUAUCAUAUGAUGGUGACAGAAGCAUCAAAGAAGUCACUGAUGGAAGAGUAUAUCCCCAGAACUCUGUUGUCCAACCUCAUGGCAUGUCUCCACAUUAUCUGUUCAGAAGUAACUCUACACAUCUAGAGAGGUGUGGGACAGAAGCAGAGAAGGACCGCUCUCAAGUUAAACCGCAACAUGGCCAGUGCAUGGCUGCCAAGUCGUCCGCUAGUAUGAGUUUCGAGAUGAGCACUAACCCAUAUUACCAUACACAGGCAAGGGUAGCACAGUUGGGAGGUCAAAUCGCCAUGGAUGCAAAACUACUACAGGCACAAACACAGUUUGGUGCAGUCGGUGCUGCAGCUGUUGCUGUUGCCGCUCACAGAGAGGUUGGCACUGUUCAGUAUGGUCUAACCUAGUAGAUACUAUUGUUUGAUGGUUCUUUGAAUCAAGUGAGGACAUCCCCCUUGCAGUGAGACAGUUCAAGAUGUGCAUUUUCCCUCAGAUCAAUCAGCAUGGGAGAUCUGAAGAGGGAUCUGUUAACCCGGUAGAUGAAAACCAUUUAUUAGUCGUUAGGGUCUCUAAAUAGGUAUUCUUUAGGUUCAGGUUGCCCUGUUGAGUUGGUAUUUAUGCCCCCUUGUAUGUGUAUAUAUAUAUAUAUAUAGCCUAUGCAUCAUUGAUAUUAAUGAAGAAAAAAAUUGUUCUUCUGA